GGAUUUAUUACCAGCUCAUUCAUCGUUGAACGGUAAAGAUGUACUUGAUUUCUUGAGCGUUCUUUAUCCUAUUUUUGGCAAUUUUACGAUCGAGUCCCUUGAUAUUAACAGAAAACGACCAAGCAGGGCAUCUAGACUUACAGUAGGCCCAGUGCCAGUUGGCGAGUAG
Messenger RNA from Scutellospora calospora, 169 nucleotides. The record is from the annotation of a GenBank genome assembly. Lineage: Eukaryota; Fungi; Glomeromycota; Glomeromycetes; Diversisporales; Gigasporaceae.